This is a messenger RNA of Talaromyces rugulosus, 2019 nucleotides long. RefSeq lists its product as uncharacterized. Lineage: Eukaryota; Fungi; Ascomycota; Eurotiomycetes; Eurotiales; Trichocomaceae. Gene Ontology annotation, biological process: DNA repair. The record is from RefSeq and is a predicted model, not a curated record. The transcript has 6 exons. Bases 1 to 2019 code for a protein of 672 amino acids. Gene Ontology annotation, molecular function: metal ion binding; DNA binding.
AUGGCCCGGAGGGUGCUGGGUGGAGGCCGCGUCCUCGGCAGUGGGAAGAACCUCUCUCCAGCUACCUCGACUCCGUCUCCGCAGCCCAAAGGCCGACUAUCUCCCUCUACGAGCAGCUUGUCCCUGAACUCGCAGGCGUCAGCUUCGGCCUCGGCCUCGGCUUCGCAAUUUUCCCCCGAGGCGCAAGACCUCGCCUCUCGCAUCAGUCUCGACAAUGCCGAGACUUCCAUAUCAGCCGCUCCGACGGUGUCCGGCACGCAACUGGCGUGCCCAAUAUGCAACGAGGAAAUGGUAACAUUGCUUCAGUUGAAUAGGCACCUCGACGAUGCGCAUCAAAACCUGGAGGAGAUCAGACAAGAUGAGGUCAAAGAUUGGUUCAAAGCCCAGAUGGAUAAGGCUAAGCGCUUCCAACCGUUAGCAGUCCUCAAUCAAAAACUAAAAGGGCUGGACGUUUUCGAAUCCAACGAGAACUCACAGCCCCCUUCCAUCGCCCCAACACGACAAGUCACCGCAUCGGUAGAAGUGCGGCAACCAGACCCUGAUGAGGUUGUGACUCGCGAACACUGGCAACCUCGCGGACCAUUUGACGUUUGCUAUGAGCCGAGCUGUGGGAAGAGGCUUACAGCAACCAACGGAUGCGUCAACUGUAGGAAAUGCGGCCAACUGUUUUGCGAGGAUCAUACAAUGUAUCAAAUGAAGCUGUCACGAGCUGCAUAUCAUGAGCCUGUUAGAGGCAUGUGGUGUCGUGUUUGCGAGACCUGUUACAAGUCAAGAGAAGGUUACAAUGACCAUAAUGGCUUUACAAAAAACCACACAGAUACAUUUUCACAAUUAAGGAAAAACACCGUCGAUAAAGCAUUUCUAGAAGUAUCUAGACUCGAGAAAAGACUUAGUCGGUUGACGCAAGCGCUCUCAAGUCUACCUGUAGACCAAAUACAGCCAGGCGCAAGCAAAUUAUGGCCUUUGGGAUGGCAAGGAGAUCAGCGCCGAGAGAUUGAGCAGUCUAUCGUCAGCUGGCAGGAUGAUGGGAGUGUUUUGCGCUGUCCCUUCUGUCAACAAGAUUUCUCAAAUUACUCUUUCCGAAGGCAUCACUGCAGAACUUGUGGCAGAGUUGUUUGCGGGGAUCCGGCCACUGCCUGCUCCAUCGAUGUUGGCUUAACUGUCUUGUCGAAGCCAGAAAAUUCUUCCGAAAAGUCUGUACCAUCCAAGGUUAACAUCGACAUAAGACUGUGCAAAGACUGCAGGUCGACCCUUUUCAGUCGCCGUGACUUUGAGGAAGAAAAAAUAAAACACGCACCGCUUGUCAGAUCAUAUGAAAACCUCGUACAAUUCGAACGAGGGAUAAGGCUUCUACUCCCGAGAUUUCAGAAGUUACUAUCUCUACUACAGGACCCUAAUAAAGCACCCACGCAUUCUCAACUUACCGACGCUUCGAAAGUUCGGAAGCGACUUAUAGAUUCUUUCGCCCAAUAUGAUACGGCUGCUCGUCGCAUACGCGACAUGCCGACAAAUUCGUCAACCCAGCAAAAGUUGCAAAAGGCUAUAUACCAGCAAGCAAGCAGUUUCCUUCACCUGCAUAUGCUACCGCUGAAGAGUUUACCUAAGAUUUUGAAACAUGCUACACCAAAUGGAAACCCUUCACCUAGUGCUUCAAUUCGAAGCGCUACAGCCAGCCCGUCCGGGAACAAACCGCACACGUCUGUUUUGGCGUCUAUAAAAUAUGGCAGCAAUACCGCCAAUGGAAGUGGACAGAGCAUCAAUAGCGACAACAGCAGCGCUAUAUCAGCCCUUGAAACAGAGGAGAAAACCCUCCGCGAGCGGCUAAUAGUCCUUGAGGAGCAGAAGUUUUUCGUCUCGGAGAUGAUCGCGGAUGCCAAUCGGCGACGGAGAUUCGACGAGGUCAGCAGCUUGGCUGUCAACGUCGAGGAUUUGAGUCGAGAAAUCGACAGAGUCAAUGGAAUGCUGGCCCAGUUAGACUUUGAGGGCGUCUAUACCAGUAGUCAACAACCUUUGGCAUGA